Messenger RNA from Oncorhynchus masou masou (cherry salmon), 1887 nucleotides. Its product is annotated as putative nuclease HARBI1. NCBI's taxonomy places the organism in Eukaryota, Metazoa, Chordata, Actinopteri, Salmoniformes, Salmonidae. The transcript is spliced from 7 exons. The coding region runs from base 955 to 1506 and encodes 183 amino acids. The record is from RefSeq and is a predicted model, not a curated record.
AGUGUCUGGCAGCACUGUGUUCCUGUUAGAGCCACCAGCACAAGCACCAGACGAUGCUGAUCCAGGUGAAGGCCCCAGUGCAGCAGCAACAGCACAUGAUGGAGACGAUGAUGAGGAGGAGACCAUCUCUCUGGAUUCCAGAAGGCAUGAGGACCCAGAUGCUAUACAGUGGGAACCAGCCUGGAAACAUAGUGCGUAUUAAUAAAAGGACACCACAUCCUGCCAAAUUCCAGCUGCGCUAAUUGUAUUGUGUUCACAGAGCUCACAAGCUAUCAGAAAGUUGUAUGGCAACCACCUCCGGCGCCAAAUAGAACUGGCAGACAUAGACAUUCAGUACAAGAAGAAAAAGAUGGAAAAUCUUGCACUGGAGUCCGAAAUAAAAAAGAGGACAAUUAGGAAACUGGACCUUGAAAUAAAAAAACUUGAGAGGGAGCUCCAAGAAGAUGACACAGCUCAAAAUAAAAAUUAGCAAUCAGUACAACCAAGUCAUCGUUAUAAGGCAUCGCCCUCUUUUGCCCACCCCCCAGCACCAGGUGUGGCCACUAGCCUAUAUGAAGGCCCAAAAUUGUGUGUUCCUUUCUGCUCUGACAAUGGCAUGCCCAUUCGUGCGAGAUGUGGUGGAUGAAGAAGCACUUGUGCUGAGGAGAGCCUUCAGGCGAGAAAGGGUCUUCAGGGACCGGUUGGACCCACUGGCCUUCCCUGAUGACCAUCUAUAUGAAAGAUACAGGUUUUCUGCAGAUGGCAUCAGGUAUCUAUGCAGACUACUGGGUCCCAGGAUUAAGCACCGCACUGCACGGAGCCAUGCACUGAGUGUGGAGCAAAUGGUUUGUGUGGCCUUGCGCUUUUUUGCUAGUGGAGCCUUCCUGUACUCAGUGGGAGAUGCAGAAAAGCUGAACAAGGCCACAAUUUGCCGCACAAUAAGGAGUGUGUGUCUGGCUAUCAAAGCAUUAGCAGAUGUCUUCAUCUCCUUCCCUGGCCACAGAAGACUCUGUGACAUCAAAGAGGAGUUCUAUAGGAUUGCAGAUGGUCUGCAAUGCUGACUGUGUGAUCAGCAAUGUUGUGGCAAAAUGGCCUGGCUCAGUCCAUGACUCCAGAAUCUUUCGGGCCUCUGAAAUCUAUCAGUGCCUAUCACAAGGUGAAUUCUCUGGUGUGUUGCUGGGAGACAGGGGGUAUGGCUGCCAGCCUUUUCUCCUGACACCUUUCACGGACCCCCAGGAAGCACAGCAGGCCUACAACCAUGCCCAUGCCAGGACCAGGGCCAGAGUUGAAAUGACCUUUGGCCUCCUGAAGGCACGCUUUCACUGCCUUCACAAAUUAAGGGUCAGCCCUGUUAGGGCAUGUGAUAUUACUGUGGCUUGUGCUGUCCUCCACAAUGUGGCCUGCCUGAGGAAGGAGAGGGCCCCCAGAGUGCCACCAGCCAUGGACUGGGACAAUCCGGCAAUCUUCCCUGAUGACGACAGUGGUCGGCUGCUGAGGGACCAAUAUGUGUUGAAUUAUUUUAGUUAGUAUGUGUGCUUUCAAUUUUGGUUAAAUAUGUCCUGCGAUGGCAGAGGAAUUUGGGUUUUUUUGGGUUCGUUUUUUGACGAAUUUGGCCUCUUAUGAUGUUUGUGCGGUAUACUGUGUGUAAUACAAGGCUGCAGGGAGGCUACUGCAUCCAUUCAUUUGUCUGUUCAGUUGAUGUGUAUGGAUUUGUCCUGCAUUUAUUUUAGUGUGCAGACAUGCAGGGUGUGUUAUAUACAGACCUUUGAAUGUGUAUGUAUCAUUUUGUAUAAUAUGCUUGGAUUCUGUGCUUUCCAUCUUGUAGAGUCACUGUGACUUCAGUUUCGAAAGGAGCUGAUGGUUUACCUGCUUUGUUUUGUCCUUAUUCAAUAAAGGAACAUAAUGUUA